This is a messenger RNA of Spea bombifrons (plains spadefoot toad), 2104 nucleotides long. RefSeq names its product solute carrier family 13 member 5 (gene SLC13A5). Gene Ontology annotation, biological process: monoatomic anion transmembrane transport; citrate transport. The transcript is spliced from 12 exons. Lineage: Eukaryota; Metazoa; Chordata; Amphibia; Anura; Pelobatidae. Gene Ontology annotation, cellular component: membrane. The coding region runs from base 85 to 1854 and encodes 589 amino acids. Gene Ontology annotation, molecular function: succinate transmembrane transporter activity; citrate transmembrane transporter activity; sodium:dicarboxylate symporter activity. The record is from RefSeq and is a predicted model, not a curated record.
CUGGAUCCUACCCUUAUAGAACUCCAGACUGUGCUCCACUGAACUUACCUACUGACUACCUCUUUAUCCUCACUUCUCCUUCAGAUGAUGGCAUCAUGUGUGAAGCAACUUUUGAGCUGCAAGAGGUUCUUCAUUUUGGUUUUUACCCCUGUGGUGCUUUUGCCAUUGCCACUCCUCAUUCAAACCAAGGAGGCCAGUUGUGCUUACUCCAUUAUCCUAAUGGCCGUAUUCUGGUGUACAGAGGUUAUACCGCUGGCUGUCACGGCGCUGCUGCCUGUUCUGCUGUUUCCAAUGUUCGGAAUUCUUGAAUCAAAAAAGGUUUGCAUGCAGUACCUGAAAGAUACUAACAUGCUGUUUGUUGGUGGCCUAAUAGUGGCUGUAGCUGUGGAACAGUGGAACCUGCACAAGCGCAUAGCACUCAAGGUUCUGCUCCUUGUUGGUGUGAGGCCACCCUUGCUUAUGUUGGGAUUUAUGGGGGUCACUGCCUUCCUGUCAAUGUGGAUAAGUAACACUGCCACCACCGCCAUGAUGGUCCCGAUAGUUCAGGCUGUCUUGAGCCAGCUCAAUGACACCGACCAUCAUACUUCUGAGUUAGAGAAUUCUGAAGGACGGACCAAUCCCGGAAUGGAACUGGAGGAAAAAAACGCCAUGGCUAUGACUUCUGUACAAGUUAUAAGCAAUGGUCAUAUGCACGAGGCCUCCAUAGACACUACUGAGAGAGAAGAGAAGAAACGCAUUAAUAAAGGAAUGAUGUUGUGCGUGUGCUAUGCAGCAAGUAUCGGAGGCACGGCCACCUUAACAGGAACAGGCCCUAACCUUGUCCUAAAAGGACAAUUCACCCAGAUUUUUCCAGACAACGGAGACAUUCUGAACUUUGCAUCAUGGUUUGGAUUUGCUUUUCCCAAUAUGAUUGUGAUGCUAUUUAUGGCUUGGAUGUGGCUUCAGUUUUCAUUCAUGGGCUUCAACUUAAAGAAGACAUGGGGCUGUGGAGUAAUAAAGUCAGAGAAGGAACAAGCUGCCUAUAACGUAAUCCGUGAAGAACAUCGAAAGCUGGGACCCAUUUCCUACGCAGAGUCAAGCGUCUUACUGCUCUUCACUCUACUGGUCGUGCUUUGGUUUACAAGAGAUCCAGGCUUUGUCAAAGGCUGGGCCACUGUGCUUUUCAAUAAGGAUAAUGUGGAGUAUGUUACAGAUGCCACUGUUGCUGUGUUCGUAGCUGUCCUCCUUUUUAUUCUACCAGCCACCAAACCCAAAUUACACUGUUAUAAGAAAAGUAACAGCUUCGACAUUGAUGAUUUGGAAGAAGAAGAAAAGGAGUCAUUUUUCUCAGUGCCGUUACUGACAUGGAAGGUGGUCCACAAGAAGAUGCCCUGGAGCAUAGUCCUUCUUCUUGGUGGAGGUUUUGCUUUGGCCAAAGGAAGUGAUGCUUCUGGACUGUCUCAUUGGCUGGGACAACAGAUGACACCGCUACACACCAUACCACCUUGGGCCAUUGCAAUCAUCUUGUCGCUGAUGAUCGCUGUCUUCACAGAGUGUGCCAGCAAUGUUGCCACAGCAACUCUCUUCCUCCCUAUACUUGCAUCUAUGGCAAAGUCCAUAGAGGUGAAUCCACUCUACAUCAUGAUUCCCUGCACACUAAGCACUUCCUUUGCGUUCAUGUUACCGGUUGCUACACCUCCGAAUGCCAUUGUGUUCUCGUAUGGUCAUCUUCGGGUUUCAGAUAUGGUAAAGACUGGUAUCAUUAUGAAUAUCAUUGGAAUUAUAUGCACCACAAUAGCUAUCAAUAGUUGGGGUCGUCCAAUGUUUCACCUGGAAAUCUUCCCACCUUGGGCCAACAUCACAGAUGGGCAAUAAAAAUUCAAGGAGCCACAAAGAACAUUCUACCAGAAUCAAGUAUAUGAAGACAAGAUUUUUGAAGGCCUAGAAGUGCAAGAGACAACCACUUAAAGACUUCUGUGAACAAAAGAUUAAGUUUACUCCAAAUUGACAUCUACUGGAUUUUAGCAGUCACUGGGUUCUUCAAGAUUAAUCUGCACACUCUACAGUUUGUGUAUGUGUACAUUGUUGAAAUGUAAAUAGAUUUUUUUGACCAAAAUCUGUCUAU